AGGCCCUUGUUGGCCCUCAGGUCUGCAUACAGCCCACCUUGUACCCUGAAGGUGCUUCAGGGCAGAUGCAGCCCCCAGCCUGUCCCCUAUGCCAUCUUCACCCUGGGGGCUCAGUGCCGAUGCUGGCAGCCCGGCAGGAGAGGGUUAACGAAGCUGGGGCCAGCAGGGCUGGGCUGGCCGGUGACAAGGGUGCUGGCUGCCCCAGCAGCGGGUGGGGAAAUCCAGAGGGCAGGAGCAGCUGGCCCCAGCAGACGCCCCCCCUGCUCGCUGCCUGCAGCCUGCUCUGCACUUGGGAUGGCCCCAAGGAAAGGAGGCCUGGCCCUGGCGGUGCUGCUGGUCUCCUGGGCAGCGCUGGGCCCCCGCAGCCUGGAGGGAGUGGAGCCUGGGGUGCCAGCAGACACUGAGGGCCUGCAGUGCCCGGCAGUCUGCGUCUGCGGCCACGACGACUACACAGACGAGCUCAGCGUCUUCUGCAGCUCCCGGAACCUCACCCAGCUGCCCGACGGCAUCCCAGAGGGCGCCAAGGCCCUGUGGCUGGAUGGCAACAACUUCUCUUCCGUCCCCGCGGCGGCCUUCCGGAACCUGUCCAGCCUGGGCUUCCUCAACCUUCAGGGCAGCCAGCUGGCCAGCCUGGAGCCACAGGCGCUCCUGGGCCUGCCAAACCUGUACCAUCUGCACCUGGAGCGGAACCAGCUGCGCAGCCUGGCGGCCCACACCUUCCUGCACACACCGGGCCUGGCCUCGCUCGGCCUCAACAACAACCUGCUAAGCCGGGUGGACGAGGGCCUCUUCCAGGGUCUGGCCCACCUCUGGGACCUCAACCUGGGCUGGAACAGCCUGGCCGUGCUGCCUGACACCGCGUUCCAGGGCCUGGCCAACCUGCGGGAGCUGGUGCUGGCGGGCAACAAGCUGGCCUACCUGCAGCCCUCACUCUUCUGCGGCCUCGGUGAGCUCCGGGAGCUGGACCUGAGCAGGAACGCCCUGCGGAGCGUCAAGGCCAACGUCUUCGUCAAGCUGCCCAAACUCCAGAAGCUCUACCUGGACCACAACCUCAUCGCGGCCGUGGCCCCAGGCGCCUUCCUGGGCCUGAAGGCGCUGCGCUGGCUGGACCUGUCGCACAACCGUGUGGGCAGCCUCCUGGAGGACACCUUCCCGGGCCUGCUGGGCCUGCACGUCCUGCGCCUCUCCCACAAUGCCCUCGCGGGCUUGCGGCCCCGAACCUUCAAAGACCUGCACUUCCUGGAGGAGCUGCAGCUGGGCUACAACCGCAUCCGGCAGUUGCCCGAGAAGGUGUUCGAGGGCCUGGCCCAGCUGGAGGUGCUCGGGCUCAACAACAACCAAAUCCAAGAGAUUAAGGUGGGCGCCUUCCUGGGCCUCUUCAAUGUGGCUGUCAUGAACCUCUCUCGCAACUGCCUGCGGAACCUUCCGGAGCAGGUGUUCCAGGGCCUGGGCAAGCUGCACAGCCUGCACCUGGAGGGCAGCUGCCUGGGCCGAGUCGGCCUGCACACCUUCGCCGGCCUCUCAGGGCUGCGCCGGCUCUUCCUCAAGGACAACAGCAUCACGGCCAUUGACGAGCAGAGCCUGGUGGGGCUAGCCGAGCUCCUCGAGCUGGACCUCACCUCCAACCAGCUCACACACCUGCCCGCCCGGCUCUUCCAGGGCCUCGGCAAGCUGGAGUAUCUCCUCCUCUCCCGGAACCGGCUGUCGGCGCUCUCGGCGGAAGUCCUGGGGCCCCUGCAGCGCACCUUCUGGCUGGACGUCUCCCACAACCGCCUGGAGGCGCUGCCUGAGGGCGUGCUCUCCCCCCUGGGGCGGCUGCGCUACCUCAGCCUCCGGAACAACUCGCUGCGGACCUUUGUGCCCGAGCCACCUGGCCUGGAGCGCCUGUGGCUUGAGGGCAACCCCUGGGACUGCGGCUGCCCCCUCAAGGCCCUGAGGGCCUUGGCCCUGCAGCACCCCAGCAUCGUGCCCCGCUUUGUCCGGGCCAUGGCGGAGGGGGACGAUGACCGCCAGCCGCCUGCCUACACCUACAACAACAUCACCUGUGCCAGCCCCGCCAGCGUCUCAGGCCUCGACCUGCGUGACAUCAGCGAAGACCACUUUGCUCGCUGCUGACCUGAGGCUGCCCAGGCCGGACACCACCCCAUUCACCUGCCGGGGCCCCAGCCCCAGGGGACAGUCUUGGGGAUUUGCCAGCACAGGCUCUGGACCUGUGGCCACCAGCCUGGUCCCUGAGGGCCUGACCAGGAGGGUCAGGGACACGGCCACCACAAAGGCCCAUAGCCCUCCCCAGCUGUCAACAAUUAAAAGCAGCCUAAUAAACAUGCCGUGUG
Molecule: messenger RNA, 2333 nt
Organism: Camelus dromedarius (Arabian camel)
Lineage: Eukaryota; Metazoa; Chordata; Mammalia; Artiodactyla; Camelidae
Gene: IGFALS
Product: insulin like growth factor binding protein acid labile subunit
Exons: 2
Coding region: 295-2115 (606 amino acids)
Cellular component (GO): plasma membrane
Molecular function (GO): protein binding
Source: RefSeq, a predicted model, not a curated record